Molecule: messenger RNA, 1989 nt
Organism: Chenopodium quinoa (quinoa)
Lineage: Eukaryota; Viridiplantae; Streptophyta; Magnoliopsida; Caryophyllales; Amaranthaceae
Product: extensin-2-like
Exons: 1
Coding region: 118-1683 (521 amino acids)
Biological process (GO): plant-type cell wall organization
Molecular function (GO): structural constituent of cell wall
Source: RefSeq, a predicted model, not a curated record
CCAAGUAUGCAUUAUGUGAGCUACUACUAAAGCCUAACAUUCUUGUACUACGCUCCUAUAUAUUGCCACUUACUCUGCUAAGCUAAGCAACUCAUUCCCAAAAACAAGCACCAAAACAUGGGAAACCAAGGAAUGCCAAGGCCAUUGCCUUGGCUUGGAUACACUACCUUGAUGUUAUGCAUGCUUUUUACUAGUGUUCAAGCCAUGGAACCAUACAUGUAUGUUUCCCCUCCUCCGCCUCACCACGGCCAUCAAGGUCACUUAUACAAACACCAUGGACACAUUAAGUCUCCUCCCCCGCAAUCUCCUUACACCUAUAAAACGCCACCACCACCCACACACUUACCUCCUUAUAUUUAUAAAUCACCACCACCACCCGUACAUUCACCACCUCCUCCAUACAUUUACAAAUCACCACCACCACCGGUAAAAUCACCACCUCCUCCUUACAUCUAUAAAUCGCCACCACCACCCGUACACUCACCACCUCCUCCAUACAUUUACAAAUCACCACCACCACCCGCACACUCACCACCUCCUCCUUACAUCUAUAAAUCACCAAUACCACCUGUACAUUCACCACCUCCUCCAUACAUUUACAAAUCACCACCACCACCCGUACACUCACCAUAUCCUCCUUACAUCUAUAAAUCACCACCACCACCCGUACAUUCACCACCUCCUCCGUACAUCUAUGAAUCGCCACCACCACCCGUGCAUUCACCACCUCCUCCAUACAUUUACAAAUCACCACCUCCACCGGUACAUUCACCACCUCAUCCUUACAUCUAUAAAUCGCCACCACCACCCGUGCAUUCACCACCUCCUCCAUACAUUUACAAAUCACCACCACCACCGGUAUAUUCACCACCUCCUCCUUACAUCUAUAAAUCGCCACCACCACCCGUACAUUCACCAUCUCCUCCAUAUAUUUACAAAUCACCACCUCCUCCAUAUAUUUACAAAUCACCACCACCUCCUUACAUCUAUAAAUCGCCACCACCACCCGUACAUUCACCACCUCCUCCUUACAUUUACAAAUCACCUCCUCCUCCUUACAUCUAUAAAUCGCCACCACCACCCGUGCAUUCACCACCUCCUCCAUACAUUUACAAAUCACCACCACCACCGGUAUAUUCACCACCUCCUCCUUACAUCUAUAAAUCGCCACCACCACCCGUACACUCACCACCUCCUCCAUACAUUUACAAAUCACCACCACCACCCGUACACUCAUCACCACCUCCUCCUUACAUCUAUAAAUCACCACCACCACCCGUACAUUCACCACCUCCUCCUUACAUCUAUGAGUCGCCACCACCACCCGUGCAUUCACCACCUCCUCCAUACAUUUACAAAUCACCACCACCACCCGUACACUCACCACCUCCUCCUUACGUCUAUCAAUCACCACCUCCUCCAUACAUCUAUAAAUCACCACCUCCUCCAAUGAAGUCACCUCCACCUCCAUACCACUAUACAUCUCCCCCUCCUCCAAAGAAGUCCCAUUCACCACCUCCUUACAUUUACAAGUCCCCUCCACCACCCGUGCAUUCACCGCCUCCUCCAUACGUUUACAAGUCUCCACCACCUCCGCCAUACGUGUACGUGUCACCACCUCCACCAGUGCACAAACCACCGAGUCCAUACUAUUACACCUCUCCUCCACCACCAUACUACUAGCUAGUUAUUACAUGCUAUCAAAAAAGUGCAUGUUCAAGUGUACGUAGUAUACAUUAGAAGACGUACGUACUAUCGUAUUGAAUGAAGCUAGCUAGCUGCCACAAGAACAAGUGUUUGAUUCGACAUCUUAGGGGCAACCAUCAUAUGUUAGAGAUCAAUUGAAUGUUUGGUUUUAGUUCAUGUAUAAGGGAUUUUUGAUUCAAUAUUAAUAUAUUGUAUGUGUUUGAUUCAACGUGUAUAAGCUAUUGUUAUUAAUGUAUACGAUAAUAUUGUCAUUAUUUAUAGAAAAAAUCUGGUUUCGCAAUC